AUGAGGUUGCAUCCAUUAUCCUCAUAUCAUAGCAUCUCUUUUCUUUCUUCUAUUAUUAUAUUUUUAGUUUCUUCUCAAAAUGGUGCUAGCUGGCAAGCUUAUUACUGAACUUGGAAUCAAAACACCCGCUGACAAGUUUUACAAACUAUUUACAUUAGAAUUUUCCGAAGUGCAAAACAUUUGUGAAAGAGUUCAUAAAGGCAAGCUGCAUGAAGGUGAAGACUGGCAUGACACUGAUACAGUUAAACACUGGACUUAUGUCAUAGGUGGUGAGGUACACACAUGUUAUGAGAGUUUUGAAGAAGUUGAUGAACAAAAUAAAAAACUGACUCUCAAGCUUUUUGGUGGAGACAUUGAGAAGCACUAUAAGCUCUUUAAAGUCACCCUUGAAGUAGUUGAUAAGGGUGAUGGCACUGCUGUUGCUAAAUGGACUGUUGAAUAUGAGAAAAUCAAUGAGGAUAUUCAUCCUCCAAAUGGAUGGAUGGACUAUCUUAGCCAAUGCACUAGAGAUAUUGAUGGUCAUCUUAUCAAAAAUUAAUCAUUAAGGCAUUAUAUGAUGAAUAAAGAAUGUUUAAUUAAAAUUGGCGUGAUGUUUGUAAUGGUAUGCAUGUAACCUAUACAAGCAUGCAUGUUUGCUUUUCUUGAUGCUUCCUUUGUAUGGAAAAAUGUGUCGGUCAUGUCAUGAUGAUCGGGCCUUAUCAUGUUAUUAUUGUUGUAAUGCAAAUUAAAUAUUUCUGAAUCAUAUAAAUUUGGUUUGCCAAAUAA
Messenger RNA from Lathyrus oleraceus (garden pea), 765 nucleotides. Its product is annotated as MLP-like protein 34. The transcript has 2 exons. Gene Ontology annotation, biological process: defense response. The coding region runs from base 80 to 538 and encodes 152 amino acids. The record is from RefSeq and is a predicted model, not a curated record. Lineage: Eukaryota; Viridiplantae; Streptophyta; Magnoliopsida; Fabales; Fabaceae.